Molecule: messenger RNA, 5216 nt
Organism: Acanthaster planci (crown-of-thorns starfish)
Lineage: Eukaryota; Metazoa; Echinodermata; Asteroidea; Valvatida; Acanthasteridae
Product: sulfotransferase 1A1-like
Molecular function (GO): sulfotransferase activity
Source: RefSeq, a predicted model, not a curated record
UUUUGUAUUUUUAGGUUACCUUUUAUGAGUGGUGAUAUUUAGGGCUCUCUGCAAGCUUUUGGAAGAAAAGGAAAUGAAAUUAUCCCACUCACAAAUCGCCUUAAUCUCUAUUUUUCACAAACAUUUCACGUCCCUCUUUUCGUUGGAGGGGGACACUGACCCCACUGGCAACCUUAGCCGUAUAUAAAUUGUAUGCAGUUCGACCAAUGACACUUUGGAGGUGACAGUGGGGGGGGGGUUGGUAAAUGUAGUUUUGUUUGAUACGUUUUAGGAAUGGUCUUAGCAGCUGAUACAGUUUGGGGCAUUCUUCGGUGCCGGGGUUUGAGGUUAUUUCAACUUUGCAUACAUUUGAUGGUCUAUAACAGGCACGAACUGGGCUUUGGAGAUAGUCAACUUAAUUUUUGUGGAGGGUUAUGAGCAACUGAUCAAUCGAGCCCAAGGAUCAGCCCCUCCUGUCGAGUUUGACUACUCCAUUCAAGGCAUGACUGUCAGCUCAAGACGUCCUCCUAGACCCGUACCAGAGUUCAAGGACGUACCUACAUGGAAAGCUCCAAGAAUCAUCAAUUCACAUCUCCCAGAAGAAAAGAUUCCUGAGCAGAUCUACCAAGGGAAAGGAAAAGUUGUUUUUGUCAUCCGUAACCCUAAGGACGUAGCAGUGUCUUUUUGGCACUUUGCGGUGCCAUGGAAGUUUGAUAAGCGAUAUGAAGAUUGGGAGUGUUUUUUUCAAAUGUUCCUGGAAGGAGAAACGAUUUAUGGGUCUUGGUUCGACUACACGCUGAAUUUCUGGAAGAAGCAUCGUUACGACAAAAACUUCCUUUUCCUGAAAUUCGAGGAUAUGAAACAGGAUAUUAAGGGAGCCGUCAUCCAAAUUGCCGAUUUUCUUGGCAAACCUCUCUCAGAAGAGUCUAUCAAUCGUGUGAUUGAGUGUAGCAGCCUGGAGAGCAUGAAGAGACGGUUUAACACAUCAGCUUCCAAUCCACAGCUAGUGAAAGAAUCCCCAUCACCAGGCCCUGAGAUAAAUGUGGAUAGAACUCCCCCUGGCACUAUGACUACGAAAGAGAUCCUUGCUAAAUACUCGCUUGGUGCUGCAGGCAUCAUCAGAAAAGGAAUCAUUGGAGACUGGAAGUCUAAAUUGACCGUCGCCCAAAACGAGGCUUUUGAUGCACUCUACCGAGAGAAAAUGGUGGGAUCGGGGCUGAAAAUACAAUUUGAAUGAAGCAGCAAAAAUUAUUUAGCAUUCUGAUAAAGUAAUUUCAUAUUGUUUCUUCAGUUAACAAGGUAAGACUUUUUAUAGCGUUCCUUUCAUUCAAAAAUUCAUUCUUUCUACUUUAAAUUUGGCACGUGAGCAUUUUACCUGAUUGUAAAGAAAAUGUUGAUGACAGAACUUGUCAGGCUUAAAUAUGAAGAGAUGUUAUGGCCGCAUCGUACAAUGAAAAGAAGGGAAUGUCACUAUUGUAUCACUAUCUAUUAUCAUAUUGUGUAACCACUGCAAAGUGUGAUAUUGGGUGGCCAAGUCCUAUGGGGAAAAGAAUCUAAAAGUAAUUUUUAGGGGCGCGAUUUCAAGGCAAGAUGUGUCAAUAAAUUGUAGAGCAUGAUGCACGGUAGCAUUUCGUAGGUUUAGCUGUACAAAAUUGGUUUCCUUUUUAUAAACUAUGAAGUGUCCAUUGGGGCGGGAUUGCUGGUUUUUUUUAUUAUUCCGUCAUUUUGUCGAAAAAUCCAACGAUUAUCCAUGAAAACCGUAAAAAAAAAGAAGGGGAGAAACUGGAGUUUUUAAAUGUUGUUCGCCUUUGGCAGUGUGCCUUGCACGUAUCGUGCGCGCUAGCAUGCCGUAUUUAUUUGAGACGUGCGAUGCGCUCUGUUCAGCGAAGGGGACGAAAUGCAAUUUUGUCUGUGCACAGCAUACAUAAAUUCCCCCCGAAUAUGGUAUCUAAUAUCAGCUCAGUGUCCCUAAUACUUCAACUUGUUGAAACUGUUAGCCAAUAAAGUUAAGAUUCUAGAGACCGAAGAGAGUCUCUAGUUCAACCCCCCCCCCUGCAUAGACCUACGCAAAAGCAAUCGCGUAUGAACUCAGACAAUCCUUACCAAAAUUGUUGAGACAAGUGUCAAUAGACAUACCCUCCCCAGCUUGCACAGACCAUGACCCAUGAGACUCAACAUUGAUCGGAGAUCAGGGACGGAGAUCCAGUCAAUGUUUUGGCUGGGAUAGCUACAAACCGCAGGCCUAUUUCCCACUGUGGUACACCCCUCAACCACACCGUAGGCCAUCUUAUCGUCUUCUGAGAAAAAUCUACACUUAAAACAUGUCUGUUAAAUAAAAGUAGAUUCUGUUGUCUGUUGACAGGACAGAAGUUGCUGUUUUGGGCCUGUACUUUAUGCUGUCACUUUUUCUAUAUACUAACAGGAGAUUCUUAGUGAAAUGUGUUCAGGGCACAGUUAGAAAAAAAUUUAAUUCGUACGUACAGCUUACUAUGUCGUAUGUAAGCAUUACUAAACCGUACGUAUAUACGGAGUAGUAAUCCACAUGGUUCACUGCGUGACUAAACUUCAGUUCAUUGGGUCCGAGAGGGACGAAUUAAUUUUUUUUAACAUGUCCUAAAUUUACUUCCAUAUCCUAAUAGUAUACAGAGAAAAAUUGACAGUAGAAUGUGCUGUCCCAAAACAGCAACUUCUGCAAUGCAUAGAAUCUACCGUUAUUUAACAGACAUUUUAAACAGUUUAUCCUCCGAGGGUGCCCUGUAUCCGCGGUAUGAUUAUUUUUGGGCAGUUUAUUGAGGACAAAAAACAACGCAUUUAAAACCACGUUUAAACUUGGUAAAAAGCUACAUUUUAAGCUGUAUUUUCAUGAAAACACAGUUACAGUUUAAAUAGAUACCUGCUAAUUCUAGGGCUUUCAUUCUUGAUGGUGCAUAAUCAACGCCAUAUACUGGUUGUGAGUAGAAAUCCAAAUAACUAUAAUAAUCUGGGGUUUGUUUUUUUAAGUAAAAUUAUCUUUGCUUCGUGAAGUCUCCGGUCACUCCAAAGACAGUGUUGCAUCAUGCCGUUUUCAUGGAUAGCGAAUAGAGAAAUGCGGAAUGGUACGGGUUAUCUAAACAGACAACAUUAAGUUUCAGUCAGAUCAAAAUUAAAUGUAACCCGGGUUGCCGUGGAGGAAAAAUUGAAUGGGCUAUGCGCCUCAAUGUACAGAGGUUGGAUGGGCUGCAGCUUUUGCGGCGAGAGGAGGGUAAAACCAAACGCUUCACUUAUUUGGCAUUCAUUGCAUUCUCGAUGUAAUUUUCUAUUGUUGAAAUUCUUUUGAGAUUAUUUCAUCAUUUUCGUGCUUGUAUUUUUCGGGCAGAUCUGUCUGGCCGGUGAUGGAUCAACCUUUCACAAGAAAGAACGGCAGUUGCAACGCAUUUGUUGCAACGUUGGGGUGACCCAAGAAGAUUAAUCCAACAUACAAACGGGAUGUGUCUAUUGUGAGAAUUUCUCUUGAAAAUGUCAAAUUAUUCUGCAGUCAAAAGCAAACGAAAUUUGUUGUUAUCACAAAUGAAAAUGCCUGUGCAAUCUGGAUCCGUUACUGUUAAAUCAGUCAUCAAUAAUAAAUAUUCACAGUACAACUCGCUGCUUUUUGUAUUGAGAUCACUCAGAAGACAUGAACCCGAAAAUGGUUGAGAUCGGUUUCAUUGUCAACUAUUUAGGAAGUAAAGAUUAUAGAUGAAAAUAAAUAAGCAUCAAUCCUUCAGCUCACUAAAAAAUCCAAAAGUUAUGCUGUGUUGACCAAGCAUUCAGGCGCAUGGACUCCUGAAAUUCGCAAGGAAUCGCAGUUACCGGCUUCCAUAUAGGACUUUUCUGGGGUCUCAGCCCACCACACUUCCGCGCUGCUCAUCCAUUUAACCCCCGAAUAGUUCGACGGACCGUGCAAGGGAGGAAACGAGACAAGCCCCUAAAGCCCAGGCCGACAAGUCGGCCAUACGUCUCGAACCUGUACUGAGGUGCUCACCUGGACUUUGCGGACAGUCCCAGCAGAAUAGCUUGCCCGGUCGGCUAAGGUACUCUCUUGUAGCUACUGACUGACAACAAGCAUUGACAAAAUAAAAAGCCUCCGAUGGGAUUCGAACCCACCGUCUAACGAUCUGAUAACGUAAGCUCAACCACUCGGUCAUUUUAAAGACGUUGCUUUUCGCUGUUCAUAUCAAGGAGAUAACAAAACCAUUAACCUUACGCGCAGAAUGUUGCACAAUAGGUAGAUGAACAUGGUCAAUUCCCCGGACCACGUCAGUACACCUAUCUACGGCUGCGUUCGCGCGGUUACUCCUGUCAAUCGAGUGUAGGAUGCGCGCGCAUUACUCUCGGGUCAGGAGUACACUCCUGCACGAGGGGAGAAUACUCUCGCUGACCUGCGGGGUAUCCUGCCGUUCGUGCCAGUGCGCUUCGGGAGAGUACUCAUGUUCACAAGAGUAGCUCGCUCAACAGCAUUCUGCAUGUCGGACUUUUUCAUAGUGUCCACCCUGAGCUGAAGCGCACCCCCACCGGCGAAAAAAAAGACAGAUGGUGCUAAGUUUUCCAACCGCAUCCUAUGGGGCACCACAGGUCCAUAAUAAAUAUUUUACAAAACGAAUGCUCCAAAUCAAAACAAAGCUCAGAGUUUAAAAACAAACAAAAGCGAGGUGCAUAAACAAAGGACGUCGAGAAAGUGAAAACAGUAAAUUAAUUAAAAACGAAUGACAGAAAAAUGAAGCAGAGUUUUAAAUCCUGGUUUACGAACAGCCUUUGCGAAAUGAUGAAAACCUCAAUCGAUCAGAAAAAAAAGAAAUUAUGGAAAUUAUUUAAACGAACCCAUCACUUAGCGGCGCGGCAUCCCAAGUAAUUGUCACAUAUAUUUUUUUCCUGAAUGAAAAUGGAUAAGACUUGAAACUAUGCAUGGUGGAAGUACUAAAUAGGUUAGGCUUGCGGUUGCACCAUGUAGAAAAUAUAUCUUAUAUGAGUGUGUGGUUCUGAGAAGAGCCGAUGGUGAACACUCGAAGACUGAGCAGAGCAUACUGUUCGGAACAAGCCUAACCUUUUCUGAAUGAAAAUGUCUCGGCAAAUUAAAUUUUUCUGGUCAGAGAGUUUCUAUAUAACUGCGAUCUCUUACAACUAAUAAAUUACUGAUUUGCCAAACGCAUAUUUGUAGUGAUUUCAAGACUUUAUUAUUUUUGAGGAAGAGUACAAAGUAAACUUUUUUAAAACAACUGGAA